AUGACCCUCAUGAUUCUCAAAGCCCAAAAGGGCACUAUCCAACACCACACAUGGGGUGCCACCACACAGGAUCAUGAUAUCAUGGAGAAAAGCAAGUCUUUCCCAGAAUACUCCUGCUCUUACACUGAAUUUGGUUUCAGUGAACGGUCAAACUCAUAUAAUUUUAAUGGGCCAACCCAGAAGGGAAGUGGGUUUAGUGCAUCAAAUGAUCCAGAGCUCAAGAGGAAGAAGAGAAUCAAGGCCUAUAAUGUGUUGACAGUUGAAGGAAAGCUUAAAACAAGUGUCAGAAACAGCUUCAAGUGGAUCAAGAACAAGUUCAGUGACAUUCGCUAUGGUGUGUGA
Messenger RNA from Sphenostylis stenocarpa, 342 nucleotides. The record is from the annotation of a GenBank genome assembly. Lineage: Eukaryota; Viridiplantae; Streptophyta; Magnoliopsida; Fabales; Fabaceae.